Messenger RNA from Colletotrichum costaricense, 1077 nucleotides. Its product is annotated as alcohol dehydrogenase GroES-like domain-containing protein. Bases 1 to 1077 code for a protein of 358 amino acids. The record is from RefSeq and is a predicted model, not a curated record. Gene Ontology annotation, molecular function: zinc ion binding; oxidoreductase activity. The transcript has a single exon. NCBI's taxonomy places the organism in Eukaryota, Fungi, Ascomycota, Sordariomycetes, Glomerellales, Glomerellaceae.
AUGACUGGUGGCACUCAACUCGCAUGGGCAGUAGUGGAACAUGGGGAGCCUUUACGCAAGAUUCAGCUCCCUAUCCCAGAGCCAGUGGGCACUGAGGUACUUGUCAAGGUUACACACUGCGGUGUCUGUCACACAGACCUCCAUAUAGCUGAGGGCUCCUACGACCUUGGCGAGGGCGAGCGGAUGUACGUGAAGGAUAGAGGCAUCACCCUUCCGCGAGCUUUGGGCCAUGAGAUCGUAGGGAUUGUGGCCAGAUUAGGGCCCGACGUUAGCCCCAAAGAGGCUAUAUUAGGCGCAAGUCGAGUGGUCUACCCAUGGGUCGGCUGCCAGAAGUGUGACCGUUGCAUGGAUGGCGACGACAACAUCUGCGCCGCGCCUGCGAACCGUGGCUCCCUUACCCACGGCGGAUUCGCCCAAUAUAUCACGGUUCCUCAUCCUAGAUAUCUGGUGGACUAUGGGAAUGUCGAUCCGGCGCUUGCUUGCACCUAUGGUUGCUCUGGCUUGACCGUGCUCAGUUCCAUCCAGAAGCUGAUGCCGUUGCGCCCAACGGAUCCGAUUCUAAUCAUCGGCGCGGGUGGUUUAGGUCUUGCGGCCAUUUCCAUGCUUCUAGCCCUUGGUCACGAACACACCAUUGUCGCCGACGUAUCAGUUGAAAAACUGAAUGUGGCUCUCAAGGCUGGAGCCACUGCUGUUAUUGACAGCUCCACAGGAGAUGCUAUUCAGAACACCAUUGCCGCGGCAGGACGGCCACUAGCCGGAGCUAUCGACUUUGUAUGUAACCAGCAAACGACGGCCUUUGCACUUGGGAGCAUUGGAAAAGGUGGCAAAGUCGUCGCUGUCGGCAUCAUGGGAGGGAGUGCCCGCGUGCCUAUGGUUCCGUUUAUUCUCACUUCUAAAUCACUUCUCGGAAACAUGGUCGGCACUGUCGAGCACCUCCGCAAGGUUGCCGAGAUUGCCCAGUCUGGCCGGUUGAAACCGAUCCCCAUUACGAAUGUACCAUGGGAACAGGCCAAUGAGGCUAUGCAGCUCCUCGGCGCGGGCAAGGUUGCGGGAAGACUAGUCUUGGUCCACGAAUAG